Rattus rattus (black rat) is the source of this 2695-nucleotide messenger RNA. It is a transcript of the gene Slc35a4, whose product is annotated as solute carrier family 35 member A4. The coding region runs from base 943 to 1917 and encodes 324 amino acids. Gene Ontology annotation, molecular function: pyrimidine nucleotide-sugar transmembrane transporter activity. The record is from RefSeq and is a predicted model, not a curated record. NCBI's taxonomy places the organism in Eukaryota, Metazoa, Chordata, Mammalia, Rodentia, Muridae. The transcript has 3 exons. Gene Ontology annotation, biological process: pyrimidine nucleotide-sugar transmembrane transport. Gene Ontology annotation, cellular component: Golgi membrane.
CCUUUUCUGUGAGGACAGCCUUCACCAAAAACGCCCCGCCUUCCCCUCCUCAACUCCCCCCACCCCCGAAAUGCCCCGGAAGUGCCUCUAAAAAUGGAAGUAGCCUUUGCCAUGAGGAGGAGGGGCUGCGCAUGCGCAACAAGUUCGAAAGGGGAAGAUGGCGGAUGACAAGCUCACCUAGUUCCUAGCCUCUGAUAAAAUUGAGCAGGGCAUGGGACUGGGUCAAGUCUGCUGGAGCCAGCCUCUCCCUUGUCCUAGGAUUCUCUGCCCAAGCUUAAGGACUUGACAUUUCUCAAGAACCAGCUGGAGCGCCUACAGCAGCGUGUGGAAAAUGAAGUCAACACUGGCGUAGGCCAGGAUGGCUCGCUCUUGUCCUCCCCGUUCUUCAAGGGAUUCCUGGCAGGAUACAUGGUGGCCAAACUGAGGGCAUCUGCAAUAUUGGGCUUUGCAGUGGGCACUUGCACUGGCAUCUACGCGGCUCAGGCAUACGCUGUACCCAACGUGGAGAAGACACUGAAGAACUACUUUAGGUCACUACGAAAGGGGCCUGACUAGCCCCUGUGGAGAAGGCAGGAUGAGCAUGUUGGGCCUGCAGGUAGAGACCUUCCUGUCACAGCCACUCUGCCUGGCUCGUUCUGCUGUUCAUGUGCUAACCCCACCCCUCCUGCCUCUUUCCUCCCUGCCUUUCUUCCUGCAGAGAGUGGACAAUGCAUUGUCAGCCUGCACCCUACACUCCUUCCCUCCCUAGUUCCAUGGGACUGACCCCAAAACUAUGGGUCAUGAACCCCCUCUUCAAGACCUAACUGGAAUGUGCAGCUGUCUCUGAUCCUCAGUAUUCUCUCUGGUGAUGUACCACAGUUCUAUACUCAAUUUCCUACAACUGUGUCCCAGUCCCUCUGUCCCUUGCUAGCUACCCAGGACACCCAGGAUCUGGUGUGGGCCAUGAGUGUAGAAGAUGGGGGUAUGCCAGGCCUAGCCCGGCCAAAACAGGCUCGCUGGACCCUGAUGCUGUUCCUGUCCACUGCCAUGUAUGGUGCCCAUGCGCCAUUCUUAGCACUGUGCCAUGUGGAUGGCCGAGUGCCCUUCCGGCCCUCCUCAGCUGUGUUACUCACUGAACUGACCAAGCUCCUGUUGUGCGCCUUCUCCCUCCUGGUAGGCUGGCAAACAUGGCCCCAGGGCACGCCACCCUGGCGUCAGGCCGCACCUUUCGCACUAUCAGCUCUGCUCUAUGGCGCCAACAACAACCUGGUGAUUUAUCUGCAGCGCUACAUGGACCCCAGCACCUAUCAGGUGCUGAGCAAUCUCAAGAUUGGAAGCACAGCUCUGUUGUAUUGCCUCUGCCUUGGACAUCGCCUCUCUGCGCGCCAGGGGUUGGCGCUGCUGCUGCUGAUGGCUGCGGGAGCCUGCUAUGCCUCAGGUGGCUUUCAGGAACCUGGGAACACCCUUCCGGGGCCCCCGUCAGCAGCUGGAGCCCGUCCCAUGCCCUUGCAUAUCACUCCACUGGGACUUCUGCUCCUCAUCCUAUACUGCCUCAUCUCUGGCUUGUCCUCCGUGUACACAGAGUUGAUCAUGAAGCGACAGCGGUUGCCCUUGGCUCUUCAGAACCUCUUCCUCUACACUUUUGGGGUAAUCCUGAACCUUGGACUGUACGCUGGCAGUGGCCCGGGCCCAGGCUUCCUAGAGGGUUUCUCUGGAUGGGCAGUGCUGGUGGUGCUGAACCAGGCAGUAAAUGGACUGCUCAUGUCAGCCGUCAUGAAGCAUGGCAGCAGCAUCACACGCCUCUUCAUCGUGUCCUGCUCGCUAGUGGUCAAUGCUGUGCUGUCAGCAGUGCUGCUGCAGCUGCAGCUCACAGCCACCUUCUUCCUGGCCGCACUGCUCAUUGGUCUGGCUGUGUGCUUGUACUAUGGUAGCCCCUAAGUCCUUGACCACCUGCACUCACUUGUGGCUGCGUAGAUUAGAUGCAACCACCAGAGUCACUUCCCAGGCCCCUGCAAUCCCCAGCAACCCUCUAACAAGUGCCUUGUAAGAAAAGCUAAGGUGUCCAGGUUAGCCUUUGCAUGUUCAGUGCGAGAGUUAGCCCUAGGAGCAGAGUGGGCUUGGUUAAGGAAACACCUAACUGCACUCUCUGUGUUCCCUCAUCUAAAGAACUGGGAGCCCAAACCCAGGCCUGGGCAGCCUGUCCUUGAAGCACCCUGCCUUGUCCUGCAUGUACAUGGCUGCUUCAAGUGAAGUUUGUCUUCUCACCUGCUGCGGUCACUCCUGAAGACUUUCUGUUUCCAAGCUUGGUGCUGGCUGCUCCAGCCCAGCAUGACUUCUGCAGAAGAGAUGCUUAGUUUGCCCCCUCUACAGUGCUGUUCCCCUUUCCCAUCCAUUAUUCUGGAAAGGUCAGAGGGAGCUGGGGCUUGACUCAUCUCAGGGAACAUUGCCCCUGGGCCCUGGCUUAAGCCUACACUCCUGACCCCUGUGCUAACCCGAGAGCCCUGUUGAAGCCCACGUUACCUCUGAAGCACUUAGGAGGGACUGUCUUCCCACUCUUCAGAGGUGUCCUAAGUUCCAACAACUUGGGAGGGUUCUGCAGAGUAACCAGGGACCAGGUCCAGAAAACGUUUAUAGCCAAUCAGUGUCAAACUACUUCAGCAAUAAGGUCUUAAUAAAGUGUCCUGGCUGUAGGUGCUUCCUACAACCAUUUACAGUU